AUGUCUGUCAUUCUCCCCGAAUCUCAUCCAGAGCACCCGUUCAACCUCAUCCCGGAGCUCUGCCGCAGGUUUUACGACCUCGGCUGGGCCACCGGUACAGGCGGCGGCAUCUCCAUCAAGAUGGGCGACAACUAUUAUGUUGCCCCUAGCGGUGUGCAGAAGGAGCGUAUCAAGUCGAACGAGAUUUUCGUGUUAAACUCCAGCCAGGAUAUCGUCGAGGAACCGCGCACGGAUAAGCAACUAAAGAUGUCGGAGUGCACGCCGCUGUUCUUCAACGCCUACCGCAUGCGCAACGCUGGGGCGUGCUUGCACACGCACUCUGUGAAGUGCGUCCUCAUCAGCCUCCUGUGCGAUCGCGAGUUCCGCAUCUCGCACAUCGAGAUGCUCAAGGGCAUCUCCAACAACGAAACAAAAAAGGCGCUGGGGUUUCGCGACACCCUCAUCGUGCCGAUUAUAGAGAACACCGACUUUGAGAAGGACCUAACGGCCUCCAUGGCGGAGUGUAUGGAGAAAUAUCCGGAGUCAUGCGCGGUGCUCGUGCGCCGGCAUGGCAUGUAUGUGUGGUCCGACACCUGGCAGAAGGCGAAGGGUGCAGUGGAGUGCAUCGACUACUUGAUGGGUCUGGCCAUUCAGAUGAAGCAGCUGGGUCUUGAGUGGGAGCCAAAGGACGUCAAGUAA
Molecule: messenger RNA, 678 nt
Organism: Leishmania braziliensis MHOM/BR/75/M2904
Lineage: Eukaryota; Euglenozoa; Kinetoplastea; Trypanosomatida; Trypanosomatidae
Product: putative methylthioribulose-1-phosphate dehydratase
Exons: 1
Coding region: 1-678 (225 amino acids)
Cellular component (GO): cytoplasm
Molecular function (GO): methylthioribulose 1-phosphate dehydratase activity; metal ion binding
Source: RefSeq, a predicted model, not a curated record